Medicago truncatula (barrel medic) is the source of this 617-nucleotide messenger RNA. RefSeq lists its product as uncharacterized. The record is from RefSeq and is a predicted model, not a curated record. The coding region runs from base 1 to 606 and encodes 201 amino acids. NCBI's taxonomy places the organism in Eukaryota, Viridiplantae, Streptophyta, Magnoliopsida, Fabales, Fabaceae. The transcript is spliced from 3 exons.
AUGGAAGAUCAUAUUGAAGUUGCUCGUCCUUUUGAUGAUAUCAAAGAUAUUGAUGAUUCAAAAGACAUCUGGACUCUGCCAGUUAGAAUCGUUGAUGUUUGGCCUGUCAUCAGUAAAUUUAAGAGUGAACAUAUUGAGAUGGUCAUCAUGGAUGCUCAGAGUGGUAGGAUUCAGGUGACUGUCCCUAAGGAAUUUGUGGCAGAGUUUAAGCAGAUUCUGUACUUGAAUAACACUCUUGAAAUGGAAAACUUUAAGGUUUGCAAAAAUGAAAUUGUUGUGAAGGCAACUCCUCAUCCAUAUCGGCUAAUUGUCACCGGAGCUACUGUCAUUACACCAGAAGAUUUUCCUGCAAUUCCUUUGGCAGGGUUCUGUUUUAAGGAUUUUGAAGAUGUUCUUGCUGGGAAGUACAGACCAGAUCUAAUAGUGGAUGCAAUUGGUGCCUUUCAAGAGGUGACCAAUACAAACAGGAGCUCAGGAAGGCUCAAAUCAAUCACAUUUCUUCUCAGAGAUGCUAGGUAUGAUAUCCAUAAACCAAAAUCGGAUGUAGUAUCAUUAUGUUUCUUUGUAUUAUUAAAUGUAUUUAUGUUAGUAUUGUUUCUUUCGUAAAUGUAGUGGGA